Molecule: messenger RNA, 759 nt
Organism: Plasmodium adleri (nom. inval.)
Lineage: Eukaryota; Apicomplexa; Aconoidasida; Haemosporida; Plasmodiidae
Product: MYND finger protein, putative
Exons: 3
Coding region: 1-759 (252 amino acids)
Source: RefSeq, a predicted model, not a curated record
AUGGUAGAUGAUAUAUUAAAGUGUAUUCAUAAUGAAUUUAAAUAUGUUCUUAUAAGUUGUGAUAUAAAUAAUGAGAUAAAAGAAUUAACCUUUAAAGGUAGUGAAGAGAAAUUUCAGAAUACAUUAGGUUCCUAUUUUAGGAGAAUAAUAUUUGAUGAAAAAGGAAAAGAUGAAUUAAAAGAAAGUAUAAAAGAAAAAUUAAAAACAAAUGAUAAAAAUGAUGAAGAUAAAGAAAAGGUAAAUACUAUAUCUCCAGAUAUUAUAAAUAAUGCAAUUGAAUCAUCUCAAACUUAUCAAAUAAUACCUUUAACUAUACCUAAUGAAAAAAAUGAUUUUCUGGGAAUUAAUUGUUAUAUUGAUGAUAUAGGAAGAAUAAAAAAAUUACCUUACAAUAGUAGAGCAUCAAGAAUAUGUAGUACAGAAAUUUAUGGUGAUGCAUUCUUAUCAAAGACAUAUGAUAAUGAAGAUUUCAAAAGAUGUGAUUUUACAAUAAGCGAAUAUGAUGAAUUUUUAAAGAAUCCCCCAAAAAGUGAAAACAGAUGGGAUCAAGCACAAGCCAUGCAAAAUUUACUAAAACAAAUGAAAGGACAAAAUGAUACAGGAGUAAAUGACGAAGCACCCACUCAAAAAGUUAACGCAUGUGAACAUUGUUAUAAGGAACAAAAUCUAAAAAGAUGCGGAAGAUGCAAAAAGGUCUACUACUGCUCAGUUGAAUGUCAAAAAAGUGAUUACGUAUUUCAUAAGAGAAUAUGCUCAUAA